This is a messenger RNA of Gekko japonicus, 2996 nucleotides long. RefSeq names its product integrator complex subunit 4 (gene INTS4). The coding region runs from base 81 to 2996 and encodes 971 amino acids. The record is from RefSeq and is a predicted model, not a curated record. The transcript has 23 exons. Gene Ontology annotation, biological process: snRNA processing. NCBI's taxonomy places the organism in Eukaryota, Metazoa, Chordata, Lepidosauria, Squamata, Gekkonidae. Gene Ontology annotation, cellular component: integrator complex.
AGGACGGGCGUCUACGGUGGCCGCGGAGGCUCAGAAGCGUUUGCAAAACGGAACCCAGGGAGCUUUCGGGGCCGUCCGCGAUGGCGGCGCACCUGAAGAAGAGAGUCUAUGAAGAGUACUCCAAAGUGGUUGUCCAGCAACAGCAGCAUGAAGAGAUCACGGCGAAGAAACUCCGGCUGACCAAGCCCAGCAAGUCUGCUGCCCUCCACGUGGACCUCUGCAAGGCCACUUUGCCUGCCGACGCGCUCCAGUACCUACUGCAAUUUGCCAGGAAGCCUGUCGAGUCCGAAAGCGUGGAAGGCGUCAUCCGGGUCUUGCUGGAGCAUUUUUAUAAGGAGAACGACUCCUCCGUCCGACUGAAGGUGGCUUCCCUGUUGGGUUUGCUCUCCAAGACCCCCGGGUUUUCUCCUGACUGCAUUCUGGACGACGCCAUUAACACUCUUCAGAACGAGAAAUCCCACCAGGUCCUGGCGCAGCUGCUGGAUUCUCUGCUGGCAAUAGGGAUGAAGCUGCAAGAGAGCCCGGCGGUCCGGUCGCGCCUGGUCGACGUCGCCUGCAAGCAUCUGACCGACUCCUCCCAUGGCGUGCGGAACAAAUGCCUGCUGCUGAUCGGCUUCCUCGGGAGCAUGGAGAAAGGCGCCUCGAAAGAAGGAGAAGGCCAGCCUGCCAGAGAUGUCCAGAAGAUCAUAGGGGACCACUUCAACGACCAGGACCCUCGAGUGAGGACGGCAGCCAUCAAAGCGAUGCUCCAGCUGCACGAAAGGGGGCUGAAGCUGCAACAGACAAUUUAUAGCCAGGCCUGUAAACUCUUAACAGAUGACUACGAACAGGUCCGGAGUGCUGCAGUUCAGCUUACCUGGGUUCUCAGUCAGCUUUAUCCAGAAAGCAUCGUCCCAAUUGCCUCGUCUAACGAAGAAAUCCGCCUGGUCGACGACGCAUUUGGGAAGAUUUGCCACAUGGUCAGCGACGGCUCAUGGGUGGUGAGAGUCCAGGCUGCGAAGCUGUUGGGAUCCAUGCAGCAAGUCAGUUCUCACUUCUUAGAACAGACCCUGGACAAGAAACUGAUGUCUGACCUGCGGAGAAGACUCACAGCCCAUGAACGAGCCAAGGAGCUUUACAGCUCCGGUGAAUUCUCGAGCGGCAGGAAAUGGGGAGACGACGCUCCCAAAGAAGAAGUAGACACGGGGGCCGUGAACUUAAUAGAAUCGGGUGCAUGCGGAGCUUUUGUCCACGGCCUCGAGGACGAGAUGUACGAGGUCCGGAUCGCCGCGGUGGAAGCCCUCUGCAUGCUGGCCCAGUCUUCGCCCUCUUUUGCGGAGAAGUGUCUCGAUUUCCUGGUCGACAUGUUCAACGACGAGAUAGAAGAGGUGCGGCUGAAGUCGAUUCACACCAUGAGGAAGAUUUCCAACAACAUCACUCUCCGGGAGGACCAGCUAGACAUGGUGCUCGGGGUCUUGGAGGACUCUUCCCGAGAUAUACGGGAGGCUCUCCACGAACUGCUGUGUUGCACCAACGUCUCGACAAAAGAGGGAAUCCACCUCGCCCUGGCGGAACUCCUGAAAAACCUCACCAAGUAUCCCACUGACAGGGACUCCAUCUGGAAGUGCUUGAAGUUCCUGGGGGGCAGGCACCCCACGCUGGUGCUCCCCCUUGUUCCCGAACUGCUGGGGACCCACCCUUUCUUUGACACCCCGGAACCUAAUAUGGAUGACCCGGCUUAUAUCGCGGUCCUGGUUCUGAUCUUCAACGCCGCCAAAUCGUGCCCCACGAUGCCGGCCCUCUUCUCGGACCACACGUUCCGGCACUACGCUUACCUUCGAGACAGUCUCUCUCACCUUGUACCCCCCCUGAGACUGCCCGGGAAGAAGCUGGUGUCCUCUCCCGUUUCGGCCACUCGCGCUCUCCAGGAGGACCCUUCGCAGGAGUUCCUGCAGCAGAGCCUGGAGAGAGUUUUCGGCCUUCAGCAUUUAGACCUGCCGGGCACCCAGGAGCUACUUGAGUUCACGAUUCGGGACCUUCAGAGGUUCGGAGAGCUCCAGUCUGAAUUGGCGGGGAUGGCGGACUUCUCCGCAGCCUACCUCCGAUGUCAGCUGCUGCUUAUUAAGGCUCUCCAGGAGAAGCUGUGGAACGUGGCCGCCCCGCUGUACUUGAAGCAGAAUGCUCUGGCAUCCGCAGCGGCAAAACAGAUCAUGGAAGAAACGUACAAGAUGGAGUUCAUGUACAGCGGCGUUGAACACAGGCAGGUGGUCAUCAUCCACCACAUGAGGCUGCAGGCGAAAGCGUUGCAGCUCAUCGUGACGGCACGGACCUCGAGAGGGGUAGAACCUCUCUUUGGAAUGUGUGAGAAGUUUUUACAAGAAGUGGACGCUUUUCAAAGGUGUUUCAUCGCCGAGCUCCCCCAUAUGCAGGACAGCUUCGUGGACAGGCUCCUAGACCUGAUGCCGCGGCUGGUGACCUCCAAGUCUUCCGAAGUCGUCAAGAUCCUUCAGACGGUGCUGCGGCAGAGUAGCUUCCUUCGCCUCCCGCUCCCGGAGAAGAUCCACAGAGCGACCUCCACCAUCAUCGAACCAGCAGGAGAGUCGGACAACCCACUGCGGUUCACGUCAGGGCUGGUUGUCGCCUUGGACGUCGACGCAACUCUGGAACACGUGCAGGAUCCUCAGAACACGGUUAAAGUUCAGGUAUUAUAUCCAGAUGGGCAGGCCCAAGUGAUCCACCCUAAACCGGCUGACUUUCGAAAUCCUGGACCUGGGAGGCACAGAUUAAUUACUCAGGUGUACCUCUCGCACACUGCCUGGACAGAGCCAUGUCAUAUCGAAGUGCGGCUGCUCCUGGCGUACAGUUCCGACAGAAACAAAAGCCCUGCGAGGCACUUGCGGGCCAGCUGGGGGGACGGCACGGAACUCCUCCCGCUGUCCGAGAACGGCAUCGAAGGGACCAUCCCAUUCAGCAAGCCUGUCAAAGUGUACAUCAUGCCAAAGCCAGCCAGACGGUGA